Nicotiana attenuata is the source of this 1771-nucleotide messenger RNA. Its product is annotated as purple acid phosphatase 2-like. Bases 213 to 1673 code for a protein of 486 amino acids. Gene Ontology annotation, molecular function: metal ion binding; acid phosphatase activity. NCBI's taxonomy places the organism in Eukaryota, Viridiplantae, Streptophyta, Magnoliopsida, Solanales, Solanaceae. The transcript has 8 exons. The record is from RefSeq and is a predicted model, not a curated record.
GUCUGUUUCUUGAUUUCCCACUCGUACUCGAGUUAAAGGAAAGAUAAAAACGCCAAGCGAAAACGUAGAAUACUGAAACCGCUUGACACAUUCACAUACUAAAGAAAGUAGAAUAUUCCCCGUAAUUUUAGUAGCUUAUACCCCCAUAAUCUGGUAUAUCAACACUUCCCAAAAUCCCAUAUAUAUAGGUGAGGGAGGGAUGCCAUAAGAAGAUGGUACUGUCACUAGUGUUAAACAGAGAGUUCAAGCUGAGGUCGAAAAUGGGUGUGUCAAGAACAAGUUUUCUUGGGUGUUGUAUUCUUGCAGUUUUUGGUUUGAUUAUCAAUGCAUCCAUUUUAUGCAGAGGUGGAAUUACAAGCAGUUUUGUUAGGAAACUUGAGAAGACCAUUGAUAUGCCUAUGGACAGUGAUGUCUUCAGUGUGCCUCCUGGCUAUAAUGCACCUCAACAGGUUCACAUAACACAAGGAGAUCAUGUUGGUAAGGCAAUGAUUGUCUCAUGGGUGACAAUGGAUGAACCUGGUUCAAGUACAGUUUUAUACUGGAGUAACAACAGCAAGCAAAAGAAUAAGGCCAAGGGAACUCUUACUACCUACACAUUCUACAAUUAUACUUCUGGUUACAUCCACCACUGCAUAAUUAAGCAUUUGAAGUUCAAUACCAAAUAUUACUAUGAGGUGGGGAUCGGUCAUAAUCCAAGAACCUUUUGGUUUGUGACUCCUCCACAAGUUGGCCCUGAUGUUCCUUAUACUUUUGGACUUAUAGGGGAUCUUGGUCAGAGUUUUGAUUCAAAUAGGACGCUCACACAUUAUGAAUUAAAUCCAAUCAAGGGGCAGACAGUGUUGUUUGUUGGCGACUUAUCUUAUGCAGAUAACUAUCCUAAUCAUGACAACACAAGAUGGGAUACAUGGGGAAGGUUUGUAGAGAGAAGUGUUGCUUAUCAACCAUGGAUCUGGACAACAGGGAAUCAUGAGAUAGAUUUUGCUCCUGAAAUUGGGGAAACAAAACCAUUUAAGCCCUAUACUCAUCGAUAUCGUGUCCCUUAUAAAUCAUCAAACAGUACAGCUCCCUUUUGGUAUUCAAUCAAGAGAGCAUCAGCAUACAUCAUAGUUUUGUCCUCAUAUUCAGCUUAUGGCAUGUACACUCCACAAUAUCAAUGGCUUUAUGAAGAGCUACUGAAAGUUAAUAGGAGCGAGACACCAUGGCUGAUUGUUCUAUUGCAUUCGCCGUGGUAUAACAGCUACAACUAUCACUAUAUGGAAGGGGAGACCAUGAGAGUAAUGUAUGAGCCAUGGUUUGUGCAGUACAAAGUUGAUGUUGUUUUUGCAGGUCAUGUUCAUGCUUAUGAGCGAUCGGAACGUGUAUCCAAUGUGGCUUACAACAUUGUCAAUGGAAAAUGCACUCCAAUUCACGAUCAGUCUGCCCCUAUAUACAUAACAAUUGGUGAUGGUGGAAAUAUUGAAGGCCUCGCCAAUAGCAUGACAGAGCCACAGCCAGAGUACUCUGCAUUUCGAGAGGCUAGUUUUGGUCAUGCUACUCUUGAUAUCAAGAAUAGAACUCAUGCUUAUUAUAGUUGGCAUCGUAAUCAAGAAGGAUAUGCUGUGGAAGCUGAUAAGUUGUGGCUUUAUAAUCGUUUUUGGCAUCCAGUUGAUGAUUCUACAACACCCAAAUCAUGAUCUUCCUGUAAAGGACUAGUUUUUUAUUUUUAUUUUUUUUUCUGCCUCGUGUAAUUCGAUUUCCGGAUUUGUAAUCAAUAAAGUUUCUUAAUUACCGA